UAAAGUGCAGAAUAAAUGCAACACGGUCGACCAGAGUUCUGCCUCUUCUUUCCAUUUUCUGCUUGCUUCGUUUCUCACAUACCUCACUGUGCCUUGAAAAGAAAUGCAACUCCUGGGCAUCACUGUCGCUUUGGGACUACUGGGGGGGAUAUGGGCUCAGCCGAAUAUUUUGCUACCCGAGUGCGACUCCCUUGAGGCAGAGGAGGCUGCUCUGGUGGCUCAAGAUCACCUCAACGCACAGCACACCCAUGGCUACAAGUACACGCUGAACCGGAUCGAAGAGAUCAAGAUCCACACUGUGCCUGAUGGAAGCAAUACAUAUGUGAUGGAAAUUGAAUUGCUGGAGACCGACUGUCAUGUACUGGACCCCACACCUGUUGCCAACUGCACAGUCAGGCCCAAACAUCUGACGGCGAUUGAAGGGGAUUGUGAUGUGGUGCUAAAGAAGGUUGCUGGUGUUCUCACUGUCCUGGCAUUCAAAUGUAAAACAGAAGAAUCAAGAGAAGACUUGUGCCGUGGCUGCUCUACCCUCCUUCCUCUGAAUCACACGCAGGGGCAGGACUUUGUUCAAGCCUCACUGAUAAAACUCAACAAUGAGACACAAAAUUUGACUUAUUCACUCUUGGAGAUUGGAAGGAUGUCUUCACAGGAUGUGGCUGGUGGGCAAAGGUACAAGGCAGAAUUUGUUGUAGUUGAGGCCAAUUGCAUCAAUGACACCUGCACACCCCUGAAUGACACUAUGGCUGCACGUGGAAUUUGCCUUUCCGAAGGCACAAUCGAUCCCAGCGUGAACUGCAAGAUGUUUUCCACUCUGAUGCCACUUGUGGAUGCAAACAACACCAUAGUAUCUCCCUUGCCACCUCAAGUUCACAACCACACUGGUAGGGUUUCUCACAAGCAUGGCACUGGACACCACAAACUCACAGCCCUCCACAACCCCCACAUGAGCAGCUAUUUGUCAGAAUCUGCGGAAUCUGCUGAAGUGGUCCCUGUUGCCCCCGCUCUAAUUGUUCCUGCUGCUGAACCUGCCAGUCCCUCGCCAGUUGCUGAUGACUCGUCUUCAGACGCUUCGUCAGCCAGCGUGGAAGUCCCCAUCGCUUUGGUGAAGAGAGAGGCACCCGCCUCAAUUGUUGCUCCUGCAGCUCCUGUUGCUCCACUGCAAGUGUGCCCAGGAAGGAUCAGAUUCUUCUAAAUGUCUUAAGCUCCUAAAGACUAAAUAGUUGCUUUAACUACACUGGUACUAGAGGAACUGCUGCAAGUGUUUCGUAAUACUCUUAGAUUCAGAAUAGUUUGAAACUGGUCAUGUAAGCAUUUUGAAAAGAAACAAGAUUAUACUAGAAAUUAAUAAAGAUCGGUCCUUGUUUUUAACUC
Messenger RNA from Poecilia reticulata (guppy), 1371 nucleotides. RefSeq names its product alpha-2-HS-glycoprotein 2 (gene ahsga). Lineage: Eukaryota; Metazoa; Chordata; Actinopteri; Cyprinodontiformes; Poeciliidae. The record is from RefSeq and is a predicted model, not a curated record. Gene Ontology annotation, biological process: negative regulation of endopeptidase activity. Gene Ontology annotation, cellular component: extracellular region; extracellular matrix; blood microparticle. Gene Ontology annotation, molecular function: cysteine-type endopeptidase inhibitor activity.